This is a messenger RNA of Cloeon dipterum, 517 nucleotides long. It is a transcript of the gene Tom7, whose product is annotated as Translocase of outer membrane 7. The coding region runs from base 153 to 311 and encodes 52 amino acids. Lineage: Eukaryota; Metazoa; Arthropoda; Insecta; Ephemeroptera; Baetidae. The record is from RefSeq and is a predicted model, not a curated record. The transcript has 3 exons. Gene Ontology annotation, cellular component: mitochondrial outer membrane translocase complex. Gene Ontology annotation, biological process: protein import into mitochondrial matrix.
GCCCACCUAAACCUGGAGAAACGUCUGCUCCAUCGUGCUCAAUCUCAUUUUUGUUUGUUCAAGUUCUCGGUAACUGAAAAUAUUCGAUUCUUCACAAGAAGAGUAGUAAAUUAAAUCUCCUCAUAAUUGAAACCACUGGUCUGCCACUAAAAAUGGAACCUGGAACAAAACAACGCCUUGCCAAAGUCUCUGCCCUCGCCAGGACUGUUUUCCACUGGGGUUUCAUUCCUACCGUUUUGUACCUUGGCUUCCGCAAAGGAGCUGAUCCAGGAAUGCCUCCUCUCACCAUCUUCAGCUUGCUGUGGCAGUAGUGUUUAAUCCUCAAAUUAUUAUUUGCACUCAUAAAAAAUGAACUUUUAAUUUAAAACAAUAUUUGCAAGUCUAAGUUUCAUUCGAAUGAUACUAACUUGGUUUGUUGAACACAAAAUAUUUUGAUUUAUUUAUGAAUGAAGGAAAUAACAUGUACAACAGUUCAGUUCAAUGAGUUAAGGAGAAAUAAAUAUGAUGUAAAUUGAAA